Messenger RNA from Lineus longissimus, 1134 nucleotides. RefSeq lists its product as uncharacterized. Gene Ontology annotation, molecular function: mannosyltransferase activity. Lineage: Eukaryota; Metazoa; Nemertea; Pilidiophora; Heteronemertea; Lineidae. Gene Ontology annotation, biological process: mannosyl-inositol phosphorylceramide biosynthetic process. The coding region runs from base 1 to 1134 and encodes 377 amino acids. The transcript has a single exon. The record is from RefSeq and is a predicted model, not a curated record.
AUGUUGCAGGACGCCAGAGUAACUGGUAUGAGGAUUACCAAACCUCGCCGAUGUAGGCAAGCUAGUCUGGUCUUGAUUGUGUUUCUGAUUACUAUAAAUCUCAUCAAUUUGUUUAUUCUGACCCGUUGUACGUCUAGUCUGGGUCAAUCGUCAAAUGAAAAUACAAACAUUAGAAGUGUUCUCGCCGGGAAUACUGAAUCCGUUGAUUACGCUGGUGACCAAAAGUUGGCGUUACAACGCGGCAGAACACAAGAUGGCGCCGCAUGGAUACCUAAAAUAGUGCACUUGACGUGGAAGAAUACAGUUAUUCCUGGGAGUACUGCGAACUGGGUGAAAAAGUGGACAAAAACUAACCCGGGUUACGAAGUUUGGUUCUGGACAGAUGACGAUGCUAGGAACUUCAUAAGGAAACAUUAUUCAUAUUUUUUCACUAAGUUUCAAAAAUAUCCGACCGCGAUUUUCCGAGCUGAUGCUAUUCGGUAUUUCAUUCUCUACCAUUUUGGUGGCAUUUAUGCAGAUUUAGACAUAGAGCCCUUGAAAUCUCUGGAUCCUAUUCGUCAAAAGUACGCAUGCGUGAUAGCGACGGAGCCAAAUGAGCAUGCGGAGAUAGCGUGGAAUUUUCGUGAAGGGGAAAAACUAGCAUGCAAUGCAUUCAUGGCGUGCAGGCCGCAUCACCCCUUUCUGAGACUUCUGAUUGACAUGUUAGAUAUGCAAGGAAUUAAAGAAUCCAACGUUGUUGUGGCUACAGGACCGGUAAUGUUAACAAGAACGCUCAAAAUAUACAACAAUAUCAACAAGCUCAUGACACAUGACCAAAACAGUACCAACGCAGUUUUCUUAGCACCGUCGAACUAUUUUAUUCCGCGGAUUGAUCAGCAAGUAAUAGACGGUCUGCUUCCGCACUGCGGUGAACCUAAUUUAAACCAAAAAUACAGCAAAUUUUGCGAAAUUUUCAACAGAGGUGAUUUCCAUAAUGGACCCACGCGAGAAUCCUUCACGGAUCACCAUUGGUGGCACUCGUGGUUUAUAAAGCUGAAGAAGUCCAAGCCUAAAAGCAUAGCUGCCGUGAUUCCAUAUGUGACGCUCGCGCGGACUUUGUUUGAGAGUGACUCGGUCGAAAAAAAGACAUAUUAA